AUGGCACACCAUUCCAGUUAUUCCAAUGAUGAGUUUGCUUCUUCCUCAAAGCGAAGAUCUCGAGGACCUGUUAUGGCCGCAAAGAAAGCAGCUGAAGGGGCAAAGCAAGAAGAUGGGAAAUACAAGCACACAGUUGAUCUGCCAAAGACAUCAUUUGGCAUGAGAGCGAACUCUUUGAUACGAGAGCCUGAAAUUCAAAAAAUAUGGGAUGACAAUCAAGUGUUCAAGAGAGUUGUUGGUAAAAACACAGGGGAAAAUUUCAUUCUUCACGACGGUCCUCCGUAUGCCAAUGGUGAUCUUCACAUAGGCCAUGCUUUAAAUAAGAUUUUAAAGGAUUUUAUUAAUCGUUAUAAGCUUCUUCAAAAUUAUAAAGUUCAUUAUGUGCCUGGUUGGGAUUGUCAUGGCUUACCAAUUGAGUUGAAAGGCAAGACUUGUCGAGCGGGAUUACCACAGUGGUUAUGGCCCUCCCCCUUCCCCACUGCUUGGCACCCAGGAUUGAAACCCCUGGGUUUCUUCCUCCAAUUUCUGCAAUCACUUGAUCAAGCUGCUCGAAAGGAUCUAACACCAAUAAAGUUGAGACAAAAGGCAGCUAAGUUUGCCAAGCAAACAGUUAAAACUCAGAUGGAAUCAUUUAAGCGUUAUGGAGUGUGGGCAGACUGGAAUAAUCCCUACCUAACUCUUGAUCCAGAAUAUGAAGCUGCUCAGAUAGAAGUGUUUGGCCAGAUGGUCAUUCAAGGUUUUAUAUACAGAGGCAGGAAACCAGUUCACUGGAGUCCCUCAUCACGAACGGCUCUUGCAGAGGCUGAAUUGGAGUAUCCGGAGGGGCAUGUGUCGAGAAGCAUAUAUGCCAUUUUCAAAUUAGUCAGUGCCUCUCCAACUUCAGGUGGCUUACUAAACGAGUAUUUCCCCAAUGUGUGCUUGGCCAUUUGGACAACUACUCCCUGGACUAUUCCAGCCAAUGCUGCGGUUGCAGUGAAUGCCAAGCUUAUAUAUGCCAUUGUUGAAGUACAGUCAGACCCAGAAGAUGUUUCUUUAUCUGAUGGAAACAAAAAACGAAGGCCCGGAAAUGUUCUAAAGGAAGAAAAUAAGCCUUUCCUUAUUGUUGCUUCAGAUCUUGUGCCAGCAUUAGAAGCAAAAUGGGGAGUGAAGCUUGUUGUUAGGAAAAGGGUGUCGGGUUCAGAUCUCGAAAACUGCAGGUAUGUCCAUCCGGUAUUUAAUAGGGAAUGCCCUGUUGUCAUUGGAGGAGAUUAUAUUACAACGGAGUCAGGAACGGGGCUGGUCCAUACAGCUCCUGGACAUGGUCAAGAGGAUUAUGUCACUGGCCUGAAGUAUGGACUGCCUAUGCUUUCUCCUGUGGACGAUGAGGGAAAGUUCACUGAAGAAGCUGGAAAGUUUUGCGGGCUUGAUGUACUUGCAGAUGGUAAUAGUGCUGUUGUGAAAUACUUGGAUGAACAUUUAUCAAUUAUCAUGGAAGAAUCCUACCAACAUAAGUAUCCAUAUGAUUGGAGAACAAAAAAACCCACAAUAUUUAGGGCGACCGAGCAAUGGUUUGCAUCAGUGGAAGGGUUUCGUGAGGCUGUUAUGGAUGCUAUUGGUCAUGUAAAAUGGAUUCCACCUAAGGCAGAAAACAGAAUAUCUGCAAUGACUUCUAGCCGCUCUGAUUGGUGUAUAUCACGGCAGAGGACAUGGGGUGUUCCAAUUCCAGUCUUUUAUCAUGUGCAGUCCAAGGAACCUCUAAUGAAUGAAGAGACUAUGGAGCAUAUCAAGUCUAUAAUAUCCGAGAAGGGUAGUGAUGCAUGGUGGUACAUGAAGGUGGAGGAUCUUCUCCCUGAUAAAUAUCGCGAUAAAGCAUCUGAAUAUGAAAAGGGGACUGACACAAUGGAUGUAUGGUUUGAUUCAGGUUCUUCUUGGGCUGCUGUAUUGGGAAAAAGAAAUAGCCAUAGUCUUCCUGCAGACUUGUACCUUGAAGGUAUGGAUCAGCAUCGGGGGUGGUUCCAGAGUUCUUUGCUGACAAGUGUUGCUACCAAAGGAAAGGCUCCAUAUUCCAGUGUUAUAACACAUGGAUUUGUAUUGGAUGAGAAGGGUUCAAAAAUGAGCAAAUCUUUGGGUAACGUUGUAGAUCCACGAACCGUGAUGAAGGAGGGAAGAACCAAAAGGAAGCUGCGAGGAACACUGAGAUACCUUUUGGGAAAUCUGCAUGAUUGGCAUGCUGAUACCACUAUUUCAUACCACGAUCUACCCAUGAUUGACCAGCAUGCACUGUUUCAGCUUGAAAAUUUUGUAAAGAACAGUAGAGAAUGCUAUGAAAACUAUCAGUUCUUUAAGAUAUUUCAGAUCAUACAGCGGUUUGUCAUUGUUGACCUGUCGAAUUUCUAUUUGAUGUCGCCAAAGAUCGCCUUACGUUGGGUAUUCUUCCCCUGCUCUAUCUACCAGUUUCUAAGCAAGGGCACGACAAGUUUUACUAGGAGAAGUUGUCAAACAGUUCUCGCGGAACUUCUCCUUUCUAUUGUGAGAGUGAUUGCUCCAAUAUUGCCCCAUUUGGCUGAGGAUGUAUGGCAAAACCUUCCGUUUCAGUACACCGACGAAGAUGGCUCUGCUGCUGAAUUUGUUUUUGAGUCAAGAUGGCCAGCUUUGAACAAAACACGGCUCUCUCUUCCAAAAGAGGAAACUGAUUUCUGGGAAAAAGUUCUUGAGUUGAGAACCGAGGUGAAUAGAGUCCUGGAGGUUGCCCGUACAGAAAAGUUAAUUGGCUCCAGUUUAGAUGCCAAGGUCUACCUCCAUACUUCUGAUUCCAGUCUGGCCUCUAGGUUAGUUGAAAUGUCUGCAGCCAACAACGACGCAGACACAUUGCAUCGUAUAUUCAUAACAUCUCAGGCAGAGGUUCUUCCUUCCUUGGAGAAUAAGCUGAUUGAAGAUAUACCCUAUAAAGGAGAAUACGUCAUCGAAGGAAAUAUCAGAGUCUGGAUCGGAGUGUCUCGUGCCGAGGGCUUAAAGUGCGAAAGAUGCUGGAAUUAUUCGCCUCAAGUUGGUUCCUUUCCAGAGCACAGCACCCUUUGCCGCCGCUGUUAUAAUGUAGUUGAUAUUCAACAAUCUCCAGCUGUAGCUGUGGUCAGUUGA
This is a messenger RNA of Prunus armeniaca (apricot), 3117 nucleotides long. The record is from the annotation of a GenBank genome assembly. Lineage: Eukaryota; Viridiplantae; Streptophyta; Magnoliopsida; Rosales; Rosaceae.